AUGUCAGAGCGCAAGGUCUUGAGUAAAUACUAUCCCCCAGACUUCGAUCCCUCAGCCAUCGAACGGCGGCGCAAACCGAAGCAGACCGGCCCAAAGCGACAAGAUGUGCGCCUUAUGGCUCCUUUCAGCAUGCGCUGCAACAGUUGUGGCGAAUACAUCUACAAAGGGCGCAAGUUCAACGCCCAAAAAGAGACCACCGAUGAAAAGUACUACUCGAUCACGAUCUUCCGCUUUUACAUCAAGUGCACGCGAUGCAGCGCGCAGAUCACUUUCAAAACCGAUCCAAAGCACCAAGACUAUGAGUGCGAGAAAGGCGCUAGACGUAACUUUGAGCCAUGGCGUGAGGCGAAGCUUGCCGAGGAGACCGAGGAGGAGAGGCUGGAUCGGCUAGAGCGGGAGGAGGCCGAGAGAGAUGCGAUGAAGGAGCUGGAAAAGAAGACCGAGGAUGCAAAGACUGAGAUGGCGAUUGCAGACGCACUAGAUGAUGUGCGAAGGCGAAACGCUAUGCGAGAGCGUGCGGAUGUAGACGGCGCGAUCUCUAGCGUCUCGGUGCCGACAAAGGAUGACGAGGCGGAAAGGGUGGAAAGAGAGAUUGAGGAGCAAGCUAGGCUUGCGUUUCAGAGUGGCACCGGCGAGAAGGUACGGAGGCUCGACGAGGAGAUAGAGAUGCCGGACGAUGAUGAUGCUGUGCCGCGCGUAGACAGUACACGCACCUCGGAGGAGCAAGCUAUGCCGCCUCCAUCUGCGUUUGAGCGCAAAGGCAGGAAGGAGAAGAAAGGGCCUCUGAUUGCGGGCAUCAAGAAGAAGGCACAAGAGCCUGUGCUUGGUUUGGCUGGCUAUGGCUCAGACGAUGAUUGA
This is a messenger RNA of Baudoinia panamericana UAMH 10762, 858 nucleotides long. RefSeq lists its product as uncharacterized. Gene Ontology annotation, biological process: mRNA splicing, via spliceosome. The coding region runs from base 1 to 858 and encodes 285 amino acids. NCBI's taxonomy places the organism in Eukaryota, Fungi, Ascomycota, Dothideomycetes, Mycosphaerellales, Teratosphaeriaceae. The transcript is spliced from 2 exons. Gene Ontology annotation, cellular component: U2-type catalytic step 1 spliceosome. The record is from RefSeq and is a predicted model, not a curated record.